Molecule: messenger RNA, 810 nt
Organism: Rotaria sordida
Lineage: Eukaryota; Metazoa; Rotifera; Eurotatoria; Philodinida; Philodinidae
Source: the annotation of a GenBank genome assembly
AUGAAUACUCAUCGUUUCUUCUUUAGUCUAAUUCUUAUUUUCAUAACUUUAUAUCUUACAUCAUCAUCUGACUGUGAUGCACAUUCUAAUCAAGAUGAUACUCCAUUUAAUAUUAAAGUUCAGCAAUCACCUUUGAUUCUUAUUGGAACUUCAUUAAAUAAAAAUAUUGAUACUAAUAUUCCAAAUUUAUUUAAUGUUACAUUUCUUGUUCAAUGUAUUUUAAAAGGUCGACCAACUCAACGUAUAAUUCGUGUUGUUCAAGCAGGUUCACUUCUUGGUCGUCGUUCGUGUCAAAGAUUUGAUGUCGAUCGAGAAUAUAUUGCUUUUCUUGAACCAUUUUUUGAUGGAACUUAUCGACCAGUUGAUUUAGAUGAAAUUCCAUAUAAUAAUCAAAUAAAUUUAUUACUUGAAAAAACAUGUGGUCUUUCACGAACAUAUCCAUUCACGGAAGUGAAUGAUACUGAAGCAGGAUUGACUAAUAAAUGUCCAUCAGUUGUUUCAACUGAUUGUCCAUUAGAAACAUCGAGAAUUACCGUUACAACAACAACAAUAAGUACAGUUUUAUCAACGACAACAACAACGAACUCUAUAAUGUUUGAGAAAAGUACAAUUGAUUUAGCAAUAUUGUCACUUCUUCUAGCUGAACAUCAACGUCAAAACUUGAAUUUAACCUUUUUACAAGGUCAAAAUCAUAAGUCGCUUUUUUCAGAUGAUGAAGCACGAAAAAAUCAAGCUAAUCAAUGUUCAUUUAUGAUUAUUAUUAGUUUAACUCAAAUUAUUUUUUGUAGUAUUCUUCGUCUUUUUUUGUAG